Messenger RNA from Saccoglossus kowalevskii, 2370 nucleotides. RefSeq lists its product as uncharacterized. Gene Ontology annotation, cellular component: mitochondrion. Lineage: Eukaryota; Metazoa; Hemichordata; Enteropneusta; Harrimaniidae. The record is from RefSeq and is a predicted model, not a curated record. Gene Ontology annotation, biological process: regulation of apoptotic process; protein phosphorylation; positive regulation of mitochondrial fission. Gene Ontology annotation, molecular function: protein serine/threonine kinase activity; ATP binding.
AUGUCGUUUCGUGCAGUUUUGACGAAAUUGGGCAAGUUUUGGCCUAAGAGCGUUCCCGUAGUUCAACAUGGGAAAGGAAGAGAUGUCGUACAAGUGGCAAUAUCUGCCAAAAAGCAGCAAAUCGCCCAGAAAGGACGGGCGUUUGGACAUCACUUUGUACAACAACAUAACCCAUUGCCGACGUUUAGUUUUGCUCGCCUGUACUCUCAUUGUGUAACAAGAAGCCUGGCAUCGGAGGCACGUAGAAAUGCCAUAUCUCGUCUAAUGGGAUGUCGAGGAAGUUUACCUAUUUUUGCUUUCAUUGGCGUCACUAUAUCGAUAGCUGAAAACGGAGGGAAAAACGGGAACGACGAUGUGUGUUCAGCGAUAAGGGGAAUGUUUACAAAGAACCAGUGCCACGACAGUGAAAACGAUGACAUAACUGAAUUUGGUAGCAGCGUCUCAAACUACGAGUUUGGUCGUCUCAUUGGUAAGGGUUGCAGUGCAGCAGUACAUGAGGCUAGACUUCGUAAUGAUAAUGAAGAUAAUAAAUCGGAUGAUGAGAUCACUGUGAUUACAACUGAUGAAAAUAAAGACACCAUAGUAACUGAUGGGGUUUCAGAUGAUGAAAACAGUGUGGGUAAUUGUGCGGGAAGUCCCGGUGGGUCUCUCAGAGCCACUGAAAUAGAUGUUUUAAAUCCGAAUACAGUUGAUGCGGACAGUGAGUGUGUCGUCGUAUCCUGUCAAUUCAGUUCGUCAGAUUCAGAAACAUCAUUUGUUGUCUUAAAACCAUCUUGUGGUUUAGAACUGACUGAAUCCUUUGUUGUCAUGGAAACCAACCAUGUUUUUGCAGUAUCAAAGAGCGGUGAUGAUGCUUUGGAGAGCAAAGACUCUUUUGUUGGUAUGCCAAGCCCAACAUCUUUCUCAUCACCUGGCAAAGACGAUACUGCUGCCUUAGCAACACAUCAGUUGUCAACUGAUGAGGACAGUAUUUCAGAUACCGAUUCGUCUUUCAUAGUCAUCAAAGCGAAGAGUGAAAUGGAUAUUGUGGUCACCAUGGAAACAGCAGUGAUAGAAAUAAAUGAAGAGUUACCUAAUUUGGAUAUAUCUGUUGGGAAGGAUGAGAUUACAAAAAGAUUUUUCAAAGACAUUGAAUUAUAUUCAACUCAUUCUAACAGUGGGGAUAAUGUUGAAGAUCAAAGUGCUUUGGAUGUUGAAGAGAACAUUGUAAAAAUAUCUCAUGUUCCUUCCCGUGUUGGUCAAAUAGUCAAUGAAGACAAUAAAGAUAGUACCAGCUGCAAAUACACUCUAGCUAUUAAGAUGUUGUUUAAUAUGAGUGUGCAGUCCGAUCAUUGCAAACUGUUAUCAGCAUUUGAAAGAGAAUUACUUCCACUGCAACAAGGCAAGAUGAUGUCAGACUCGGAUGUAACUCAAAAGUUAAGAAUCCACCAGAGAAAAAAUCUACCACUGCAUCCCAACAUAGUGGAAAUGUACGCAGUAUUCAGUGAUGGUGAGAUACCGUGCAUGUCAGACGCUUUGGAAUAUUAUCCAGCUGUACUUCCAUCUAGUAUGAAUGGACUUGGACGCAAUAAAACGCUGUUCAUUGUUAUGAAAAGGUAUGACACAACUUUACGACAGUACCUUCAAGAGUAUGGUUGUUCAUCGCAAAAAGUAGCUAUGCUAAUAUUGGCACAGCUAUUAGAAGGUUUAUUUCACCUUAAUCAGAAUGACAUUGCCCAUCGCGAUUUAAAAUCUGAUAACAUAUUAUUGGAUAUCAACCAAGGUCCACGAGUUGUGAUCUCAGAUUUUGGAUGUUGUUUAUCUGAAAGCUCAGGUUUAUUUCUACCAUAUCAAACUGAGCACACAGAUCGUGGCGGGAAUCGAUCACUUAUGGCACCAGAGGUAAUCUCGGCAAUUCCUGGAGUCAACACCACUAUAGAUUACAGAAAAUCAGAUCUCUGGACUGUUGGUACACUGGCAUAUGAAAUACUCACUGGGCGCAACCCAUUCUAUAGUGAAUGUGACAGUCUUACUUAUACUGAAGAGCAGUUGCCAAGGUUACCAGAGGACACAAAUGAAUACCUGGUUAAAAUUAUCAAUCUGUUGUUAAGAAGAGAUCCAUCUGAGAGACCAACUCCAUCAGUGGCAGCUACCAUGCUUCAUCUGUUACUAUGGCAACCGGAAAUAUGGCAGAACAACUUACCAACGGAGAAAGUGGUGAAAAAAUGGCUACUGAGUGUAGUAGCCAAUCAGAAAAUUUGCUCCAUUGGUCACAUGAUACAUGGUCAAAGGUCAAAUACUGAGAUAACCAAUCACCUUUUAUGCCAGUCGUUUCUAUCCCAUGUUAAUUAUGAUGACAUCAUGACAGCAGUGGCUUUUCUCAUGCGUUAA